Ochotona princeps (American pika) is the source of this 4281-nucleotide messenger RNA. RefSeq names its product claspin (gene CLSPN). The record is from RefSeq and is a predicted model, not a curated record. The transcript is spliced from 25 exons. Gene Ontology annotation, biological process: activation of protein kinase activity; mitotic G2 DNA damage checkpoint signaling; mitotic DNA replication checkpoint signaling. NCBI's taxonomy places the organism in Eukaryota, Metazoa, Chordata, Mammalia, Lagomorpha, Ochotonidae. Gene Ontology annotation, molecular function: anaphase-promoting complex binding. Bases 107 to 4093 code for a protein of 1328 amino acids.
CUCGAACGUAGCCGCCGGGCAGGAGACGGCGGGGCAGGCUGCUCCCAAGACUGAGGGAACCCCGCACUGUUUCGACCCCGUGCGGACCUCUGGGGAGGCCGGAAUCAUGACGGGCGAGGUGGAUUCUGAGGUACACCUAGAAAUCACUGAUCCAAAACUCAUUUCUCAAGAUGCAGACAGUCCUUUAGACAGUGGACAGGGCAGCUGUGGAACUUCUGGAUCCUUGAGUGAAAUGGAUUCAGAUGAAGAGAUCUUUGUGAGUAAGAAAUUGAAAAGCAGGAAAGUGCUACAGGACAGUGACUCUGAACCAGAAAAUGCAAAUGCCUCUCCAGAGAAAACUACCUAUGUCAGCGCUGAGGAGGAAAAUAAGGAGAAUUUAUACAUGGGGAAAAAUGGAAAAAUCAAAAGGAUUUACAAAACACUGGCGGAGAGUGACGGAAGUGACAAAGAGGAGUCUUUGUCUCAGGAAAAUCUUCAGGGGACACCUUGCUUACAGCCAAAUCUCCAGUCUGGAAACUCCAAGGACUGCACGGCUGACGGAAAGGUUUCCAGAAAAUCGACACGGGACAAAGAAGGAACUGGAGGAAAAGCAAAAGUAAAGUCGAAGAGAAGACUUGAGAAAGAGGAGAGAAAGAUGGAAAAAAUUAGGCAGCUAAAAAAGAAGGAAGCAAAACCCAAGGAAGAUGAUGAGGAAGAGCUGUUUGAUGACAGCGGCUGUCUACUUGCGGAUAAAGACCUUUUUGAAACUGGCUUGGAGGAGGAGGAUAACUCUGCCAUAGAGGAUGAAGAGUCAUUAGAAUCAAUAAGGGCUGCUGUGAAAAACAAAGUCAAGAAGCACCAGAAAAAGGAAUCAUCUUUGGAAAGUGGGGUCUGUUCAUUUGAAGAAGAAAAUGAAUUAUCAAAAAGCACCAUGAGAAAGGAAAGGAAGGCAGCCAAGUUAAGUAAAGAAGCAUUGAAAAAGCUGCACAGUGAGACUCAGCGCCUUGUUCGAGAGUCUGCACUGAAUCUUCCUUAUCACAUGCCUGAGAAUAAAACCAUUCAUGAUUUCUUCAAACGUAAGCCCCGGCCCACUUGCCAGGGAAAUCCUAUGACACUCCUGAAGUCAUCCAAAUAUCACAAAGAGACCAUGGAAGCUGCAAAAACAAGUGAAACGGAUUGUGACCCUCAAUGCAAAGGUGCUGAGCAGACAGCAGGCACAGAAUCCGAGUUGGAAGUGAAUGUGCUCUCCGGGGUUCCAAAGGAACCCCAGGUCCCUGCUGGUUUAGAUGAAUCUUGCAAGAAGGAUUUGGUGAGAAAUGAGGAGCCAGAGACCCAGGAGAAGCAGAGUGAUGCUGGACUUUUACCAGGGGACAGCUCAGGGUCGCAGCAGGAAUCCAGCUUUGUUAGGAGUGACAGUGCAGAGUGUCAGGCUGAAAGCCUUGUUGCUUCUGAAGCUCGUGUCCUGAAGGGAAAAGAUGACCAAGGAAAAGCAGAAGACACAGAGGAGAAAGUGGAAGAGCCCAGGCAGCAGACAAAGUCAGCAGUGGUUACACCACCUGAGAAGUCCAGACGGUUCACCCUGGACAGACUGAAGCAGCUGGGAGUGAACGUUUCCAUGAAACCACAGCUGGGUGCUGACAAGGAUUCCUUUGUGAUCCUUGAGGAGCCUGAAACCAACAGAGAACUGGAAGCUUUGAAGCAGCGUUUCUGGAAACACGCUAAUCCUGUGGCCAAACCCCGGGCCAAUCAGAUAGUGAAUGUGAACAUCAUCGUGAAAGACUUGAGCACUGAGGGCAAGGAGGAGCUGAAGGCAGAUGUGGUGCCUGUGACCUUGGCCUCUGAGAAACUGGAUGGAAUAAGCCACACAAAACCAGGUGAAAAGCUUCAGGCAUUAAAAGCUAAACUUCAAGAGGCAAUGAAACUCCGAAGGUUUGAAGAGCGCCAGAAACGCCAAGCAUUAUUUAAGUUAGAUAACGAAGAUGGGUUUGAAGAGGAGGAGGAGGAGGAGGAAGAAAUGACAGAUGAGUCUGAGGAAGAUGAAGAAGAGGACGCAGAAGAAAAAGAGAAAGAAGAGGAAGAGUUAGGGGAAGAAGAGGGGAAAGAGGAAGAGGAGGAAGAAGGCAGUGAGGAGAUUGCAGAAUUUCUUCUUAGUAAUGAAGAAAUAGAAACUAAAGAUGAGAAAGAAAUGGAUAAAGACAAUAACGAUGGCAGUAGUGAAACGGGCAGAUCGGAUGGGCUCCUCUCUGUCCCCAAGCCUCUCUUAUCAGACUCUACCUUACUUCUAUUUAAGGACAACUCUUCCAAGAUGGGUGACUUUCCCACUGAAGAAAAAUCAGAAACGGAUGAAAGCUCAAGCAAACAGCCUAGCAAACUGGAUGAAGACGAUUCCUGCUCCUUGCUGACGAAGGAGAGCAGCCACAAUAGCAGCUUUGAGCUGAUCGGCUCCACCAUUCCGUCCUAUCAGCCUUGCAAUAGGCAAACAGGCCGAGGAACCAGCUUUUUUCCUGCCGGAGGGUUCCGCUCUCCGUCCCCUGGGUUGUUUCGGUCCAGUUUGGUCAGCUCAGCUUCUAAGAGUUCAGGGAAACUGUCUGAGCCUUCACUUCCCAUCGAGGAUUCCCAGGAUCUGUACAACGCCUCCCCAGAGCCCAAGACGCUUUUCCUAGGAGCAGGAGAUUUCCAGUUCUGUCUAGAAGAUGACACUCAGAGCCAACUGUUGGAUGCAGAUGGAUUCUUAAAUGUUAGGAACCACAGGAAUCAGUACCAAGCCUUGAAGCCUCGGUUGCCAUUGGCCAGUAUGGAUGAGAAUGCCAUGGAUGCCAACAUGGAUGAGCUGUUGGAUUUGUGUACUGGGAAGUUUACGACUCAGGCUGAAAAACAUCUGUCCACAAAGAACGACAAGAAAGAGAACAUGGAGGAACUUCUGAAUCUUUGCUCAGGAAAAUUCACUUCUCAGGAUCCAUCCACUCUGGCUCCACCGGAGUUCAGGAAGCAGGAGAGGGAGAGCAGUAUGAGUGAUCCAAUGGAAGAAGCACUUGCUCUUUGCUCAGGCUCUUUCCCAACAGACCGGGAAGCAGAAGGUGAAGAGGAAGAAUUUGGGGACUUUCAGCUCGUCCCAAAUGAUAAUGAGUUUGAUAGUGAUGAGGAAGAACGCAGUGACUCUGGGGAGGAGGACCUGGAGGACCAAGAAGAUGAUGAUGAGGAAGAAUUACUGAAGCAAUCUGAAAGGUUGAAAAGGCGAAUGAGAUUGAAGAAAUACCUGGAGGAUGAGGCGGAGGUGUCAGGAAGUGAUGUGGGAAGUGAAGAUGAAUAUGACGGAGAAGAGAUCAAUGAAUAUGAAGAGGAUGUCAUUGAUGAAGUUUUACCCUCUGAUGAGGAGCUGCAGAGUCAAAUCAAGAAAAUACACAUGAAAACCAUGUUGGACGAUGAUAAGCGACAGCUACGUUUAUACCAAGAGCGGUACCUUGCCGAUGGCGACCUGCACAGCGACGGGCCUGGGCGAAUGAGGAAAUUCCGUUGGAAAAACAUAGAUGAUGCUUCCCAGAUGGACUUGUUCCACAGAGACUCCGAUGACGAUCAGAUGGAGGAACAGCUUGAUGAGACAGAGGCCAGGUGGAGGAAGGAGCGAAUUGAACGGGAGCAGUGGCUUCGGGACCAGGCACAGCAGGGGAAAAUUACAACUGAAGAAGAAGAAAUUGGGGAAGACAGUCAGUUUAUGAUGCUAGCCAAGAAAGUGACAGCCAAGGCACUGCAGAAGAAUGCCAAUCGUCCAGUGGUUAUUCAGGAAUCAAAGUCUCUUCUCAGAAAUCCUUUUGAAGCCAUCACUCCAGGACAGGUACACCAGCGGAAGACAGGGUCCCUGCUCAACCAGCCCAAAGCUGUGCUUCAGAAACUGGCUGCCCUCUCCGACCUCAACCCCAGUGCCCCACGAAAUUCAAGGAACUUUGUCUUCCACACGCUCUCUCCUGUCAAAACGGAGGUGGCAGUGGAGUCCUCUAAACCUCAGGUGAGGAGAAAGGGGUCAUCUUUCAUGACAUCGCCUUCACCUAAACGCCUCAAAACAGAUGAUAGCACUUCUGGACCAAAGCGGAGCGUCUUCAAAUACCUAGAGAGCUAGCACCAACGGGGGCAUUUCUCUUGAGAUGGCUUUGAGAAGGUUCUAGCACUGAAGGUUGGAAUUGAUGCGCACACUGAUGAUCCCUCCUUUCUUCACAAGGCACUGAGAUUAUGGACAGAAAUUCCAGUUCUUUGUAUUGCACAGAUCAGAUCUUCCCCAGUAGCAUUUCCUGGGCUGGCCCUCAGUCU